AUGGGAGGCCUUAUCAACCUCCGAGGCCGAAGCCUCUACUGGCUGAUGAAGUUCAUAUGCGGAACUUCCUUCAUGAUGUACGGGUACGAUGCUGGUGUGCUCGGUGGUGUGGUUUUGCACAAGCCCUUCCUGGAUGCAAUUGGCAAUCCCACGGGAGAAUGGGUUAUACCGUGGAUUUCAAGUUCCUACUCCUUGUCGGCGUGUAUCACCUGCCUGAUCGUCGCCACCUUUGCCUUCAAGAUUGGCCGGAGGGGGACCAUUCUUUUGGGAAAUGCCGCCGCCAUUGUCGGUUCCAUCAUUCAAGCGACCGCCAACUCUGUGGCACAACUAACCGUUGGUCGAAUCAUAACAGGCUUUGCCAUCGGUUGCAUUUCCAGUGCUGUGCCCACCUACCUUGCGGAGACUGGAGUCGAGAUAGGAGACCGUGGCCCUGCGAAUGCAUUCAACGCCAUAAUGCUGAUUAGCGGCGUCCCGAUUGCAUACUGGAUUGACUACGGCAGUAUCAAGUCCAACGGCCAAUGGAGCUGGAGAGCCCCCAUUGCCUUUCAAUGUAUCUUCGCGCUUACUGCGGGAGUGUGCAUGCUCUUCCUCCCCGACACACCGCGAUACUACUAUGCAAAGAACCGCCACGCGGAGGGCGACGACGCAUUGGAACGGCUGAAUGAUGCUCCCAUCGAUUCGGAACAAGUCCAGAGGAUCAAGCGGGAGAUCCUCAUCGCCAUCGAAGCAGAAGAGGAGGCAAAGUCUAGUUUACAUUGGAAGGCAUUUACGAGCAGCGGCAUCAUCGACCGCACACCCAUGAAGAUCAUCCGACGGCUGUGUAUCUGCUUUUGGCUCCCGAUGAUUAGGGAAUGGAUGGGCUCUUCAUUGCUUGCCUAUUGGAGCUCUGUGAUCCUCAGCCGGGUUGGCGCCCGCCCCUCCCUCGUUAGCUUGCUUGCGGGCAUUCUCAACAUCUGCUUUGCCCUCGGCUGUGUCCCGCUCUACUUUACCAUUGAAAGAGUCGGACGUCGCUCGGUUCUUCUCUACGGGGCCUGUGUCAUGUCGGUCCUGAUGCUCAUUUUCACCGUCCUCCAAGCUGUUUCCCCGACACAAUCAGUUCAAUGGGCAGGGAUCGGCAUCAUCUUCGCCUUUCUCUUCGUGUUCGGGUAUGCCUGGCAGGGCUGCGUGUGGCUUUACUGCUCCGAGGUCGCGCCGCUCGAAUAUCGACAUAUUGGCGGCGCGUUCACGGGGUUCGGCGAGUGGCUGAUGACCUUCAUCACUGUCUUCGCCGGCCCCAUCGGCCUGACCAAUGUGGGCUGGAAAUUCUGGCUGUGGGUGCUCAUCGGCAACCUCGUGGCCGUGGCAUUUGUCUUCUUCCUGUGUCCCGAGACAGGCGGCAAGACGCUCGAGCAGGUCGACUUCUUGUUCUCCAAGAGCGGGUUCGUUACGGGCAUGAAGAAGGCCGAGGCCGCGCACGACCUGGAUGAAGAGGAGGGAAAUGGGAAUGAGCGCUGGAUCGAGCUCCAGGGUAAAGCUGCAGAGCAGCGUGUCGAGGUCAAGGGUUAG
Messenger RNA from Cladophialophora bantiana CBS 173.52, 1545 nucleotides. RefSeq lists its product as uncharacterized. Lineage: Eukaryota; Fungi; Ascomycota; Eurotiomycetes; Chaetothyriales; Herpotrichiellaceae. The record is from RefSeq and is a predicted model, not a curated record. The coding region runs from base 1 to 1545 and encodes 514 amino acids. The transcript is spliced from 3 exons. Gene Ontology annotation, biological process: carbohydrate transport; transmembrane transport. Gene Ontology annotation, molecular function: carbohydrate:proton symporter activity. Gene Ontology annotation, cellular component: membrane.